AUGGGUCGGGCUCGGGAAGUGGGUUGGAUGGCAGCAGGACUAAUGAUUGGGGCUGGUGCUUGCUACUGUGUUUACAAACUGACCAUAGGAAGAGAGAACACUGACAAGUUGGAGGAGGAAGAGGAGGAGGAAGAGGAAGAAUGGGACAAUGAUGAGGAACUGGAUGAGGAAGAGCCCGAGAUGUGGUUUGACUUCACAACUAUGACUCGGCCCUGGAGUGAUGAUGGAGACUGGACUGAACCUGGGGCCCCAGGUGGUAAUGAGGACAGGCGCUCAGGUGGGGGCAAGGCUAACCGAGCACACCCAACAAAACAGCGUCCGUUCCCCUAUGAACAUAAAAACACUUGGAGUACUCAAAGCUUUAAAAAUGUCAGCUAUGUUGUUGACCUCUCCAAGAGUCCUUUCAUUCAGGUAAAAGUGUUUGCUCAGCCCACGGAUGCCAGUUUUUCAUGUAGUCACAGUAUCAGUAGUCAUUUGUCUAGCCUCUCCAUGGUUGGAAACAUGAUCCCCAAUGCAAACCCCACUGUUGAGGAGAAGGCUUUCUGUGCGCUGGGGAACUUGAACGUGAGUGCUGAAAAUCAGGGCCAGAUUAAGAUGUACAUCAACCAAGUGUGUCGCGAGACUGUGUCUCGUUGCCACAACUCAUUUCUGCAGCAGGCAGGAUUAAAUUUGUUAAUAAGCAUGACAGCUAUUAAUAACAUGCUUGCCAAGUCCCUUUCAGGCUUGAAGUUUCCUUUGGUAGUGGAGGGAAGUGGACAUGCUAAGGCUCAGGUGUUGAAACCGCUAAUAGGCUUGUCUGAAAAGCCAGCCUUGGCAGGGGGGUUGCUCGGGGCCCACGUGCUGUUGUCAUUCAUUCCCCUCUUUAUCAGAAAUGGAAACAGAGAGAUUCUCCUGGACGUCCUGGCCCCUUAA
Molecule: messenger RNA, 912 nt
Organism: Orycteropus afer afer
Lineage: Eukaryota; Metazoa; Chordata; Mammalia; Tubulidentata; Orycteropodidae
Product: protein ARMCX6-like
Exons: 1
Coding region: 1-912 (303 amino acids)
Cellular component (GO): mitochondrion
Source: RefSeq, a predicted model, not a curated record